This is a messenger RNA of Cavenderia fasciculata, 2307 nucleotides long. RefSeq names its product peptidase M3A and M3B domain-containing protein. The record is from RefSeq and is a predicted model, not a curated record. Bases 1 to 2307 code for a protein of 768 amino acids. Gene Ontology annotation, cellular component: mitochondrion. Gene Ontology annotation, molecular function: metalloendopeptidase activity. The transcript is spliced from 5 exons. NCBI's taxonomy places the organism in Eukaryota, Evosea, Eumycetozoa, Acytosteliales, Cavenderiaceae. Gene Ontology annotation, biological process: peptide metabolic process.
AUGUUUAGAUUAUUAACAAGGACAACAAAUCAAUGUAUCAACAUCAACAAGAAUAACAUUAUUACAAAUAGUAAUGCUAGUUGUAUAACAACAACAACGACAACAUUAAGUGCAAGAGGAAUUAGAGGAGGACAAGUUAAAACAAUUACAACAUCAACACCCAUCACAAAAGAAACGACAUCAUUAUCAAGUUUAGCAACCAAUUACUUUUCAAGAUUCUAUAAUAAUGCAAGUAAUAAUAAUGCUUCAAGUGUAGAUCAGCAGCAGACACUUACCUCUGGAGAUUAUACAGUAUCAGAACCAUUAUUAAAUAAUGAACUAUCGUCAUCGUCGAAUAUUUAUAAUAAUUCAUCAUUAUAUAAUACUGCUGAUAAUAUUGGAUUAUUUGGUAUUAAAGAAUUAAAGACACCCACUGGAUGGUUGGAUUUAUACGAUCGAUGUCAUGAACGAGGUAGAGAGAUAUUGGAUCGAUUGAAUCAUACCAAAGUCACUGACAAGGACAAUCUACAACAUUUGUCAGAGACUUGUUAUUUGAUUGAUGGAUUGUCACAGACUAUUUGUGAAUUGAUGGAUCCAGCCGAACUGUGUCGUAAUGUGAUGUAUGGAACUAAACAUGGUGAUGCAGCUGACGAAGUAUUCAACAAGAUGUCAUUGUUUGUACAUGAACUCAACUCUAAUCAAUCAAUGUAUGACUUGUUUAAAGCCAUCUAUCAACACCCGGAACAUCGUAACUUGCCACCUGCACAUCGAGUGUUUGUGUCUGAUAUGAUGAACGAAUCAGAGAUUAAUGGUAUUCAUCUACCCGAUGAAUGCAGAAAACAAGUGAUAGAUCUCAAAAACAUGAUUGCCUUUCACGGACAAAGUUAUCUUCAAGAGUCUUCAAAACUGCAAAAAAAUCAAUUACCCAUUCACAACUCUCACUAUGUCUAUGUCGAUAAAAACACACUUAAAAACUUACCUGCAGAGUAUAAAACACAUCUAAAGAGACGAUACAAUGAUAUUCGUCUUGAUAGUUCUCCUUUUACUCUAUCAGGUGUUAUGACCCAUGUUGAUGAUCCUUGUAUUAGAAAACAAGUUUAUCAAAAUAAUAUUGAUUAUCAUUUAGAAUCAUUUAUUAAUUUAAGAGAUCAAUUGGCAAAGAAAUUAAAGUAUCCAAGUUAUUCAGCUUAUCAUUUAUCUUCAAAAUUAAUUGAAUCUCCUGAAAAGGCUACAAAUUUUUUAAAUAAUUUAUCAAAAGAAACUGAAGAACAAUCAGAUAUGGAAUUAAAUUUAUUACAAUCAUAUAAAUGUAAAAUGGAAUAUACAGGUGAUCCAAUUUAUCAAUGGGAUUAUCAAUACUAUACAAACUUGAUUAAAAACAUUCAAUCUCAAGAGAAAUGUAUACCAACUUCGACGGAAUUGGCAGAAUAUUUCACAUUGGAAAAUGUGGUGGAAGGAUUCAAUACGAUUGUACAACGACUGUUUGGUCUUAGAUUGGCAGAGGUACCAAUGUCAAAUGGUGAAUCUUGGCAUCCAGAAGUCAUUAAAUUGGGUUUGUUUAGCAAGACUGAAGGUGAAUUGGGACAUUUCUAUUUGGAUCCAUGGUAUCGUCCCGACAAGUUGACUACUGGUGCAGCCAACUUUGUUCUUCAUCUUGGAUAUCGUCGUGCCAAUUUCAAUCAACUAACCUAUGAAAUCCCAUUAAUGCAAGAUUACCAUUCACCAUUGGUAGCUAUUAUUUGCUCGUUUUUAAAGGUCAAUCAACCAUCACCAACACCAGGCGUCGUUUACAAUCAUCGAAAAUCGCAACUUGGUCUGGCAGAUGUUCAAGUAUUGUUUCAUGAAUUUGGUCAUUGUAUACAUAGUCUAUUGUCACGUACCGAUUUCCAACAUCUAGCAGGUACAAGAGGACCAACCGAUUUUGCCGAGAUCCCCUCCACACUAAUGGAAAAUUUUGUAACAGAUUAUCGUAUCCUCUCUACUUUUGCUCAUCAUCAUCAAUCUGGUCGUCCCAUUUCAGAAUCUAUAGUAAAUUCCUAUAAUGAACGUUCAAAUUUAUUUAAAGCUAUUGAAACUCAAAAUCAAAUAACAAUGGCAAUGCUAGAUUUAACAUUACAUGGUAAACAUCCAUUAAAUCAAAAAGCAGGAGAUAUAUUAUCAGAAUUGAAUGUUAAAUAUUCGAAAAUACCUGGAGCGAUAGGACAACCAUUUGUACAAAACUUCUCACAUCUCUAUUAUUAUGGAUCUUGUUACUAUAGUUAUCUACUGUCAACUCAUUAUAGCAAGAGAAUUUGGAAACAAUUCUUUGGUGCAGGCGGUGAUGUUUAA